Ictidomys tridecemlineatus (thirteen-lined ground squirrel) is the source of this 936-nucleotide messenger RNA. Lineage: Eukaryota; Metazoa; Chordata; Mammalia; Rodentia; Sciuridae. The record is from RefSeq and is a predicted model, not a curated record.
ACGCAUUAAGAAAAGUAACCAUGGAGAACAAUGAAAACCCAGUGGAUUCAAAAUCUAUUAAAAAUUUUGAACCAAAGAUCAUACAUGGAAGCAAAUCAAUGGACUCUGGAAUAUCCUUGGGCAAUUAUUACAAAAUGGAUUAUCCUGAAAUGGGUUUAUGUUUGAUAAUUAAUAAUAAGAACUUUCAUAAAAGCACUGGAAUGGCCUCUCGGUCUGGUACAGAUGUAGAUGCAGCAAACAUUAGAGAAACAUUCAUGAACUUGAAAUAUGAAGUCAGGAAUAAAAAUGACCUUACACAUGAAGAAAUUGUGGCAUUAAUGCACAAUGUUUCUAAAGAAGAUGAUAGCAAAAGGAGCAGCUUUAUUUGUGUAAUUCUAAGCCAAGGUGAUGAAGGAAUAAUAUUUGGAACAAAUGGACCUGUUGUCCUGAAAAAAUUAAUGAGUUUCUUCAGAGGAGAUUAUUUUAGAAGUCUAACUGGAAAACCCAAACUUUUCAUUAUUCAGGCCUGCCAGGGUACAGGACUAGACUAUGGCAUUGAGACAGACAGUGGCAUUGAUGAUGACAGGGCAUGCCACAAAAUACCAGUAGAGGCUGACUUCUUAUAUGCAUAUUCUACAGCACCAGGUUACUAUUCCUGGCGAAAUUCUAAGGAUGGAUCCUGGUUCAUCCAGUCACUGUGUGCUAUGCUGAAACUGUAUGCUCAUAAGCUUGAGUUUAUGCAUAUUCUCACUCUGGUAAAGGUAGCAACAGAAUUUGAGUCUUUUUCCCUUGACUCCAUUUUUCAUGCAAAGAAACAGAUUCCAUGUAUUGUGUCCAUGCUCACAAAAGAACUGUAUUUUUAUCCCUAAAGAAAUAGUUGAUUUUGUUAGUUUGUAUUCCAAGUGAGAAAACAAUAUAAGUAAUACUUUGUUUCUUCUCCCACUUAAAUUUUAUCUA